Drosophila subobscura is the source of this 1848-nucleotide messenger RNA. RefSeq lists its product as uncharacterized. Gene Ontology annotation, molecular function: protein binding. The coding region runs from base 64 to 1827 and encodes 587 amino acids. The record is from RefSeq and is a predicted model, not a curated record. The transcript is spliced from 8 exons. NCBI's taxonomy places the organism in Eukaryota, Metazoa, Arthropoda, Insecta, Diptera, Drosophilidae.
CACACAUGAAAUCAAAUAAACUACACAAAAUAAAUAAAGCUACAAAAUUAACAAGAACCAAAAAUGACUUCAAUAGUUCCGAAUCUUAUACCACCGGCGGGUGUCGGAGCAGCCGUACCCAUAUGGAUGAAAAUUGAUUGGAGUCCCGAAAUAGAGCAUGGCAUCUACAAGGACUGGGGCUCGUACUACUCGGGCCGGCGAAGGGAGAACAUGGCCAUGUACUACUACAACAAGGCACUCUCCAUGCUGCCCGAGGACCAUGUGACCCUGUACCAUCGGAGCCAAACUAAACGGAAGAAUGCACAAACCGAAGGCGCUCUUAAGGAUUGUAACGAGGCAAAAAGAAUCUUAAACGGACUUAAGAUCAAGAAUGCACCAAUUAAUUUGGAAAUCUGUGAUGCUAUCUAUGAACUGAAUCAACUUGAGAUUGCCAAGGCGGAACUACACGAUAAUACGCGGCAGUUCAAGGGAAACAAGACAAAGUCAUUUGAGAAACGUCUCGUUGUGGUUGACGAGAACAUUAAAAACUGUUGUGGGGAAGAGCUAACACAGUUUAUAGCUGCGAAUGAGAAGUUGUUAGUUCAUGUUAAGCAACAGGACCUCAGGGCACGCAGUCUAGAUAAAAACAAACCACUGUGGAAAUUGUUAAAGGAACAAAGCAAAUGCGAUGUUUUAAGUAUCCCAGAAAUCGAAGACGAGUUACUGUCGCCACUUGAAGUCGCUAGGCGACAUCGAGCAUUUGAUGUAUUUAAUCAAAUUUACAUGGACAAGUCAUGGAUCGAUGUGGUUUUUUUGAAACAAUUGCUAAAGAACCCAACUUUGCUGCUUGAACAGUGCAAAAACUCGAAAUAUUUUCUAGGAGCUCUGAAUAAAAAGAAAUAUGAUGAAUUAAAGAAGUUCUUGAAAAUGCUUCAUGCGCGUGCGCCCAUGUACUACCUUCGAUACAACAAAUUCACCAACAAGAAACUGAUGGACAAAUUCCGGGAGGACUACCUUUACCGCAAGCAGUACCAAACCAGUCGUAAUAUGCUCUCGGUGUUAAGGAGCAUUCGAAAACUUCGUGACGCCGGAAAUAUAGCUAAACUUUCGCGAUAUGUCGAGGAAGUCAUGGGGAACUACGUGGUCCUAAAAACUGAUCGAAUUAUGCCAUGGAAGUUUGAGUUUAUGAAUGAAGUGUACAACACAUUGGCGCUGGCCUUUGCAGAGCAGUGCAGAGUCCCUCACGACAAGAAUCGCCAUUCCGACAAGGAUGCUCUUCUGAAGUUACUUCGUCUUCCCACCGACAAGUCGUGGGAUGUUCAAAAUUUCGUGUUUGGAGACCGUUCCACUCAUCAGGACGCGGAAAUAUCAGAUCCGUCUCUCUCAAAGUCCAGACUAAUGAUUACUCGAUUGGAAAAACGAAUGCUGUUUGCUAAGUAUUCUAUUGAGAAGUGCUAUCUGUUGCAUCAAAUUGGUUACACUCAUCUCAAAUCAAAUCGCUUUGAUGAGUGCUGCUUUGCAGCUCGAAAGGGCUUGAAUGAAACUAAAAACUGUAACAGCUUGAUAUACCGUUUCCUGUGCACUCUUCUCAUAAUUAAGUCCAAUGCCGCACUCCACAAGGUUGAACGCACCAAGGAAGCUCUGAUGAGGGUCAAGAAAAUGAUGCCUGAACUUCGUUCUCCUCGUAUCUCUCAUUUUGUGGAUGUUUGCAUAGCGUUAAACGAAGAAGAGUUUAAUAUAAAGAAACAACGCGGCAGUAUUGCAAGUCGACAUCAAAGUGCCACAUCCUUGCUGACUCUGACAGCCGAGGAAACUGAGACAAGUUUUGACAAGAAAAGUGAAAAGUGAAGAGACAUGUGUGCAGUAAUA